AUGCAGGAUCAGUCCAAAUAUGCUGCCGCAGUUGGCCAAGAGACCUAUUACGAUCUUGGCUCGCAUCAUCGAUCAGUGACUACCUCUUCAACAGAAACCCAACUGUGGUUCGAUCGCGGAUUGAUAUGGGCGUAUUCUUUCAACCAUGACGAGGCAGCGCGAUGUUUCCAACGAGCAGCGGAAAGUGAUCCCAACUGCGCCAUAGCGUUGUGGGGAGUCGCCUACGCAACUGGGCCGAAUUACAAUAAGGCUUGGAAGUUUUUUGAUCCAGAAGAUCGCCGGACUUCUAUUGCAAAGGUCAAUGAUGUCCUAGCACGGGCACGCAAGCUGGCUAGUAAUGCCACCCCGGUCGAGCAGGCAUUGAUCGAAGCCAUUGGCGCCCGCUUUCCCCCGUUCAUGACAUACCAGACGACUUGA
Messenger RNA from Penicillium coprophilum, 417 nucleotides. Its product is annotated as tetratricopeptide repeat protein. The record is from RefSeq and is a predicted model, not a curated record. The coding region runs from base 1 to 417 and encodes 138 amino acids. Gene Ontology annotation, molecular function: protein binding. The transcript has 2 exons. Lineage: Eukaryota; Fungi; Ascomycota; Eurotiomycetes; Eurotiales; Aspergillaceae. Gene Ontology annotation, cellular component: intracellular anatomical structure.